Molecule: messenger RNA, 2399 nt
Organism: Paramecium octaurelia
Lineage: Eukaryota; Ciliophora; Oligohymenophorea; Peniculida; Parameciidae
Source: the annotation of a GenBank genome assembly
AUGCUCCAAAAGAAGCAACACUAAAAAACAUAAUCAACAGAAUUGUCUAGUCAAGCACUAAUGAAUUAUUUAUCAACUCGAGAAGCUCUAAAUGCUCGAAAGUCUAAUUCUCCAACAUUUUAAUUGGAGUAAAAAGUAUAAAUUUGUGUACACAAAGAAGAAAUCAAUUGGCCCACAACAAAGUCCUUUGCUGAAAUCUAAUAAUUCUUAACCAAACUUAAAAACAUCAUAAUAGUAGUAACGAAAUAUAUAAUAUAGGCAAAACUCAAGAAAAAUAUAACAAUAAAAUGUGCUUAAAUCGAGAGGGUUCAUGUCACCUAAAAUAAUUAGUUAAGAAAGGAAUGAUUAGAAAAUAUAGGUGAAAAGCAAUGGAAAUCACAUGAAAACACAACCACAUUCGCAUCAAAAUUCAUAAUCAAAAAUCAAAUCAAUAGAAAAUGUAUUGGAUGAAUUUACAAUCACAUGUACUUAGAUAUAUUAUCAUUACUCAAAGCUCCUAAGCAACUAUUAUAAUAAGACAUUUUAAAAACAUUACCUUUUUCUGCAUCCACCAGGGCAGAUCAAAAUUUGAAAUAAAAAGCAUAAUAAGCAAUCCAGGAUAUAAAAUAGAAAUAAUCAUUGGAUUUAUUAUCUAGAUUGAAUAUUUAAAAGACUUUAGCAAUCUAAAGUGCCAAAAAUUAAUCUUAAUAAAUACCAACCUUAGGGCAAUUAGAAGCCCAAUUAAAAGUUCAUUAGAAAUCUAAUAGUGCCUAAUUCAUUGAAACAUAAAAAUUUUAAACCCAUGCUAGUUCUUAACCUCUGAUUGAAUUCACACCAGAUAAAAAAAAACCAACGACUACUAGGUAAUAAAUUAAUUAACUUAGAAAAUGUUAAUAAGAUUUAAUGGCAAUAAUUAUUUAGUAUAAGUCAUUUAAAUAAAAAAUGACUAUUGAUAUCUCGACCAACAAAAUAUCUUGGCUUUUGGACACAAUUAAAUAAGAAAUGAUGAGUCAUUUUGGAAAUACAUGUUAACCUAUAAUUGGAAUUAAAACCACUAAUAUUUCUAUUCCUGUUGAUUAUAUUCUAUCAAAGAUUGAAAGGCCUUUGUCUUUAUUAUCGAAUUGUCCAGUAUAACCAUUGAUUAUCGAACCUAUGAUUAAUGUGGAAUAGGAAAUGAAAUAAUCUCGAGUUAGUUUGAAAGAUUUCGAAUUUAUUCGAUGUAUAGGAGUUGGAGGAUUCUCUAAAGUUUAUUUAGUAAGAGAAAAGAAGACUGGCUAAUUUUAUGCAAUGAAAUUGAUUGAGAAAAAGCCUAUCCUAUAGCAAAACAAAUAGAACAUAAUUCAAAACGAGAGAGAUAUCAUGUAUAAUUUAAAUCAUCCCUUUAUUGUUAAAAUGCAAUAUGCAUUUGAAUCUAGAAAAUACUUGGUUUUUGUAUUAGAAUAUUGUUCAGGAGGAGAAUUAUUUUAUCUCCUAAGAAAAGUAUUAUUUUAAAUUAAAGUUAGGUUAAAAGAAUGAGUGAAGAAGAAGCCUUUUUUUAUUUUGCAGAAAUCUGUUUGGGAAUGAAGAACUUACAUGAUAAUAAUAUUAUUUAUAGAGACAUCAAACCUGAAAACAUUUUAAUUGAUUUUGAUGGACAUGUUCGAAUAGCAGAUUUUGGUUUAUCAAAGCCUCAUAUGGAAAAUUAGGAGGUGGCGUAUUCAUUUUGUGGAUCUCCUGAGUAUAUGGCCCCUGAAAUGUUAUUAAAAUAAGGUCACACCUUUUAAUUGGAUCUCUAUUGUCUAGGAGCUUUGUUAUAUGAAUUAAUAACUGGUUUACCACCUUUUUAUUCAAGGAAUACAGAUGAAAUCUAUUAGAAAAUCCUAAAUUAAAAAUUGAGUUUUCCACCUUAAUUAUAAAUGUCAUAACUCUUAAAAGAUUUGUUAAACAAUUUGUUAGCAAAGACUCCAAAAAAAAGAAUAGAUAAUAUUGACUCUCUUUUAAAGCACCCAUGGAUGACUUAAUGGAGUGAUAAAAAUCUAUAUAAAGAUUUUUUAAUGAAAAAGAUUGAUCCUCCAUUCAAACCAGAUUACUUUUCAUUCAAUUUCGAUGAGGAAGAAUUUGGGAAGGGAGAAAACGAAUUUCUUUUGCAAAUAAAACCAUUGCAAUUAAAUUUGUUAGAAAAUUUUCCAAAAGAAAUAUUCCUUAAGAAUUUUUAUUAUAAUCAAAAUGAAAACCAUUUUGCAGAAAGCACUGGUGGUACAAAUUUAAACUUGAAAUUGUAAGAGGAAUUAUUAUAGCAAGGAACAUAGAGACAAAAGUCUAAGAGACUAAAUACUUUUGAUGAUGAAAAUACAAAUUAUGUUAACGACUAAAAAGUCUUCAUAUUAAAUUAAUUAAGAUUAUAAACGGAGAAUGAAAUAAAAAGAAAAUCUGCAUUAUGA